Vitis riparia (riverbank grape) is the source of this 2351-nucleotide messenger RNA. Its product is annotated as rop guanine nucleotide exchange factor 1. The record is from RefSeq and is a predicted model, not a curated record. The coding region runs from base 276 to 2039 and encodes 587 amino acids. Gene Ontology annotation, molecular function: guanyl-nucleotide exchange factor activity. Lineage: Eukaryota; Viridiplantae; Streptophyta; Magnoliopsida; Vitales; Vitaceae. The transcript has 5 exons.
UGGGAGGAAGCCCACCACCUCCUUUUUUUUAACUUCAUCUACUUUUGCUUUUUCUACCGUUGCUUCUCUUGAACCAGUCUCAUGAGUUCUCCCUGAUGUCAUUGCAAAAACUAUAACCCACUCUCUUGAAUUCUCUGCUCAAAAAGUAAAAUCCCCAUCUCCAUGAUUGUGGUUUUUGCGUCCUUUAGGCCGCUCUUUUGAAUUCUCUGCGCCAAAUGUGAAAUAUCUGGCUUGGAUUAUCAAGGGGUUGAGGUUUUUUUUUUUCUCAGAUCUGAAUGGGGAGUGUUUCAUCGGAGGAGGGAGUGGAUGAUCAGAGCGAUCGGUGCGGGAGCUACAGUCUGAGUGCGGAUGUCAGCGAGUCGGAGAGUUGUAGUAGUUUCUCGUGUCGGCGGUACGAUGGUGAGGGUGCUUCGAGCUCCAUGACGUCUUCGCCGCUGGCUUGCCGGCCGGUGGUAGGGAAUUCAAGUUUUCCUGUGGGGCCGCCGCUGAUGCUGCCGGUGAUUGGGGGGAGAGAUGUGGUGGUUUGGGGGGAGAAGCCGGAGAAGCGUGAGACGGAUUUGUCAGAAGCUGAGAUGAUGAAGGAGAGAUUUGCUAAGCUUCUACUUGGGGAAGAUAUGUCUGGAGGAGGGAAAGGGGUUUGUACUGCCCUUGCCAUCUCAAACGCCAUCACAAAUCUCUCUGCUACUGUGUUUGGAGAACUAUGGAGGUUGGAGCCAUUGGCACCACAGAAGAAGGCAAUGUGGUGCAGGGAGAUGGAAUGGCUGUUAUGUGUGAGUGAUUCAAUAGUUGAGCUUGUACCUUCUAUACAACAAUUCCCAGGUGGGGGGACAUAUGAAGUCAUGGCUACACGGCCUCGAUCGGAUUUAUACAUGAAUCUUCCUGCCCUUAAGAAGCUUGAUGCCAUGUUGCUUAGCAUGCUUGAUGGGUUUUGUGAAACGGAGUUCUGGUAUGUUGAUCGGGGAAUAAUUGUGGCUGAGGCUGACAAUCAUGACGCAUACCCAUUGUCUGCUUCUAGCGGGAGGCCCUCAAUUAGGCAGGAAGAGAAAUGGUGGCUACCCUGCCCAAAAGUUCCCCCAAAUGGGUUGUCUGAGGAUGCAAGGAAGAGGCUGCAGCAAUGCAGGGACUGUACGAACCAGAUACUGAAGGCAGCCAUGGCGAUUAAUAGCAGUGUGCUUGCUGAAAUGGAGAUACCCACUGCCUACUUGGAGACCUUGCCUAAGAAUGGGAAAGCAUGUCUGGGUGAUAUCAUCUAUCGCUACAUCACUGCUGAACAGUUCUCCCCAGAAUGUCUCCUUGAUUGCCUGGACCUAUCAUCAGAACAUCAUACUUUGGAAAUAGCCAACAGGAUUGAGGCGGCAGUGCAUGUUUGGAAACAGAAAGACUGGAAAAAACAACCAAAACACUUGAAAGCUAAGCGUUCAACAUGGGGAGGCAAGGUCAAGGGCCUUGUUGCUGACACAGAAAAGAAUCAAUUUCUGGCCAUACGAGCUGAGACCCUUCUACACAGUCUGAGGCUUCGUUUCCCUGGCCUUCCCCAGACUGCUUUAGACAUGAACAAGAUUCAGUACAAUAAGGAUGUAGGGCAGUCAAUUCUAGAAAGUUAUUCAAGGGUAAUGGAGAGCUUAGCUUUCAACAUAAUGGCAAGGAUAGAUGAUGUUCUUUAUGUAGAUGAUGCAGUAAAGCGAUGUGCAGCAGCAGAAUCAAUGGCCCUUUUCAGCAGGGGAGGUUUGGGUGGUCUUCCUAUCCAGAAACGGAUGUCCCCUAGCCCUUUCUCAAUCCAACAUUCCCCUUUUGCCUCUCCAUUUGCUACUCCAACCUUCUGCUCUUCCACACCUCUGACUGGAAGCCCAGGCAGGACACCCCCCUCAAGAAAUAAGAUGAGCUCCAAGGGGGCACCAGAGCUGAAGCUGGAAAAACCAAUCCCAGCACCAGAGAUGAAGCUGGAAAAACCAAUCCCAGCUGAUUUCGAGAAGAUGUGGUCAUAUACUGGGAACCUUAGUGCCAGAAAAGUUUCUGGAGACGCUCCAGAACGUGAUUGAGUACAAGCUAAUCCAUGAAACUACCAAAGAAAAAGCUCGGAGAGGCCUGUGGCCAUGGGUAGAGGUUGGUGGUUCUGAUUUUGUAUAUUCUUUAGCAAUAGAAAUCAGGCUUUAGAGUUUUGAUAGUCUCUGUAUCAGAUGCUAGAUGAAGAGAGUUAUGCUUUCCUUAAUACUCUGUUGUUCAUAAAAAAUCAUUCCCUAGUGUCUCCUUUCAAAAUUGGCCAAUCUAGUGCCCUAGCUGGAUGUAAUGUAUCAAUGCUAUCUACCACGACUAUUCAAAUUAUUCAAAAAAGUUUCACUUCUCCAGUUCCA